AUGUUCGAGGAGCAGCUGUCCUGCUGUGCUUUGUGUCAGGACGUCCUGAAGGAUCCGGUCUUCACCAGCUGUGGACACUGGUUCUGCAAACAGUGUGUCUGUUCAUACUGGGACCAGUGUGCUUCAUCAGGAGACUUCUUCUGUCCCCAGUGUGGAAAAAUCCCCACAACAGAAGCUAAAUGGCAGACAGCCAGUGAACCCAAAGUGCAAACAGAUGUUGGUCUGCAGGAGGUUUUAGAUGAACAUAAGAUCAGUCUGAGGAGGAGAUGCGAACGUGUGACUGAAGGAAGUUAUGAAACAGGAAGUAGAACCCUCCUCAGCAGGAGCUACACUGAGCUCUUCAUCACAGAGGGACAGAGUGAAGAGGUUCAUAACCAACAUGAGGUGAGGCAGCUGGAGACAGCUUCCAAGAUGGAGGCUCUUGAUGACACUCCAGUCCAACCAGAGACUCUUAGGAGGUCUGCUGGGUCGGACGGAGAACAGUCUAAAAAAUGUUCAAAUAGUCAUGAACAAUCUGAAUGA
This is a messenger RNA of Haplochromis burtoni (Burton's mouthbrooder), 522 nucleotides long. RefSeq names its product E3 ubiquitin-protein ligase TRIM62-like. Bases 1 to 522 code for a protein of 173 amino acids. The transcript has 2 exons. Lineage: Eukaryota; Metazoa; Chordata; Actinopteri; Cichliformes; Cichlidae. The record is from RefSeq and is a predicted model, not a curated record.